Oldenlandia corymbosa var. corymbosa is the source of this 3363-nucleotide messenger RNA. Lineage: Eukaryota; Viridiplantae; Streptophyta; Magnoliopsida; Gentianales; Rubiaceae. The record is from the annotation of a GenBank genome assembly.
GAGAAGACUUGAGACGUGUUUGUUUUUGUCGAAAGUGGGAAACUUCACUCAGCCCCCCAUAUAUGACAUUUUUCUCCAUCUACACCCACUCAUUGAGCUCCAAAUAUACAAAAAUAAAAUAGAAAACCAAUAAAUAAAUAAGUAAAGUGCCAUACAACCAAGACUACGUACCAGUAGCACCUUUUAAUGGCCUUUCAAACUUCUCUAUAUAUAGUUAGUCUCCAAUUCUACACUCAAUCCAAUUUCCAAUCUCCAGUGUUCACCAUAUUUUCUAACAUUAUUCAAACCAAAGUUUACCAUAUUUGAUUCCUUAUUUGGCUCCCUCCUUGAUCUAGUGCUAUAAAUUACUAGCUAGAAGUGGAUCAUUGAAUUUGCAAAUUGGGGGUUUUUUUUUUUUUUUUGGAACAUAGAAAAGGAAGGCAAAAAUGUGGAAGCUCAAGAUUGCGGAAGGGAAUGGACCAUACUUAUACAGUACAAACAAUUUUGUGGGUAGGCAAAUUUGGGAGUAUGAUCCGGAGGCCGGAACUCCCGAAGAACGGGAAGCCGUCGAGAAAGCUCGUCGGGAUUUCACAAACAAUAGGAAGGCUAAGGGAGUUCGUCCUUGCUCCGAUUUACUCAUGAGAAUGCAGCUCAAGAAAGAAAAUGGGAUUGAUCUUCUGAGCAUUCCACCAGUCAGGGUGGGAGAAAAGGAAGAAGUAACCUAUGAAAAAGCAACCAUAGCUGUCAAGAAAGCCCUCCGGCUGAACCGCGCAAUUCAGGCCAGUGAUGGCCACUGGCCGGCUGAAAACGCCGGACCUAUGUUUUUCACUCCACCACUGCUUAUUGCUUUGUACAUCAGUGGAGCCAUCAAUACAAUUAUCACAAAAGAACACAAGAAAGAAAUGAUUCGUUACAUCUAUAACCAUCAAAAUGAUGAUGGCGGUUGGGGAUUUUACAUAGAAGGCCACAGCACCAUGAUCGGAUCCGCACUAAGCUACGUCGCUUUACGUAUUCUCGGCGAAGGUCCGGAUGACGGUGAGGGUGCAGUUGCUAGAGCCCGGAAAUGGAUCCUUGAUAACGGUGGUGCAACCGGGAUUCCCUCUUGGGGAAAGACUUAUCUUUCGGUACUUGGAGUGUAUGAGUGGGAUGGUUGCAACCCAUUGCCCCCAGAGUUCUGGCUUUUCCCAGAAGUUUUUCCAUACCAUCCAGCAAAAAUGUGGUGCUAUUGCCGUACGACUUACAUGCCAAUGUCGUAUUUGUAUGGCAGAAAGUAUCAUGGCCCUCUUACUGACUUGGUCUUAUCCAUAAGAAAUGAAAUCCAUGUUAAGCCUUAUGAUCAAAUUGAUUGGAAUAAGGCCAGACAUGAUUGUUGCAAGGAGGACUUGUACUACCCUCAUUCCUACAUCCAAGAUCUUCUUUGGGAUACAUUAAAUUACUGUACCGAGCCAAUUAUGAGGCGGUGGCCAAUGAAGAAAAUCAGAGAAAGAGCUCUAGAAAAGGCAAUUAAAUACAUGCGUUAUGGAGCAACAGAGAGUAGAUACAUUACAAUUGGAUGUGUUGAAAAGAGUUUACAAAUGAUGUGUUGGUGGGCGCACGAUCCUAAUUGCGAUGAAUUCAAAUACCACCUCGCUAGGGUACCUGAUUAUUUAUGGAUUGCGGAGGAUGGCAUGAAAAUGCAGAGCUUUGGGAGUCAAGUAUGGGAUUGUGUACUUGCUAGCCAAGCAAUUCUUGCAAGUGGAAUGGUGGAUGAGUAUGGAGAUUGCCUUAAGAAAGCACAUUUUUACUUGAAAGAAUCACAGUGUAAAACGAACCCUAAAGGAGACUUCAAGAGCAUGUAUCGUCACUUCACCAAAGGUUCAUGGACAUUUUCAGAUCAAGAUCAAGGUUGGGUUGUCUCAGAUUGUACAGCUGAAGCACUUAAGUGCUUGUUGCUUUUCUCACAAAUGCCGGAAGAGAUAACUGGACAAAAGGCUGAUGUUGAGCGCCUAUAUGAUGCUGUCAACGUUUGUCUUUAUUUACAGAGUCCUGAAAGCGGCGGUUUUGCCAUUUGGGAGCCUCCAGUUCCGCAACCAUAUCUCCAAGUCUUGAACCCUUCUGAGCUUUUUGCUGAUAUUGUCGUUGAACAAGAGCAUGUUGAGAACACUGCAUCAAUCAUCCAAGCUCUUGUUUUGUUCAAACGGCUACAUCCAGGCCACAGGGAGAAAGAAAUCGAAAUAGCAGUAUCCAAAGCAGUAAAAUUUCUUGAAGGAAGACAAUGGCCUGAUGGUUCAUGGUAUGGAUAUUGGGGAAUUUGCUUCUUGUAUGGCACUAUGUUUAUCCUAGCAGGGCUAGCUGCUGCUGGAAAAACGUACGAGAACAGUGAAGCUGUACGUAAAGCAGUUCAAUUUUACCUUUCAAAUCAAAAUGAAGAAGGCGGUUGGGGAGAAUGCCUCGAAUCUUGCCCUAGCAUGAAAUUCAUACCUCUAGAAGACAACAGAACAAAUCUAGUGCAAACAUCGUGGGCUAUGCUGGGACUUAUGUAUGCUGGACAGGUAAACGCCAGAUUUUUAUAGUUUAUACUAUUUUGGAAUUAAAUGCAAGAACACAAAAAGAAAUACCUGCUAUUCUUUUUACUAAUAUUAUUAUUCUCUUGCAUGUUGAUUUUAAAAAAUAAAACGUAUGUAUAUUUAUUUGUUUUUCAGGCUGAGAGAGAUCCCGCACCCUUGCACAAAGCAGCCAAACUACUAAUCAAUGCACAGAUGGAUGAUGGAGAUUUUCCUCAAGAGGUAAAUAGUUGCAUACAGUUUUUAAUCUGUACCCAAAAUUAAUUACCUUUUCAGUCUCAAAAUUUUCUUUCACGACAAACUGAUUAUAACAAUCUAUUUUAUAUGUAUAAUCACAGGAAAUCACGGGGGUGUACAUGAAGAAUUGCAUGUUGCACUAUGCGGAAUAUAGGAAUAUUUUCCCAUUAUGGGCACUUUCGGAAUAUCGCAAACGUGUGUGGCCAACCCAGAACCUGUAGAUAGAUACAACAGAGUUUAAAGUGAUUCAUACAUACAUCGUACAUCGUAUGAAAUGAUUUUAUUAAUUUGUUUCUUUUUCUUUUAUCCUAAAAUUGUGGCCAAAAAGUUGUAAAAAGUGUCUUUCUUUGAUACUAAUGAAUAAAUUAAUAAAGAUUGGUCCUCUUUCAUUUUCGUGAGACCCUACCCACCAAAUUCGAGAACUUCAUAGUCAUAGAUGUUUUCGUUUCAGUAAAUAGCCGCCGGGAACAUAUGCAUGAGUCAUUUCCACUUGACCAGGAUCAUCAUGUCCACAUUUUGGUUUCAGUUUCAUAUUCUGAUUCUUAAAAUCGAACUCUCUGAAAAAGAGUGAUGUUUAUUAUAUUUCAUUAUUAUAAUAGAAAUA